This is a messenger RNA of Protopolystoma xenopodis, 1458 nucleotides long. The record is from the annotation of a GenBank genome assembly. Lineage: Eukaryota; Metazoa; Platyhelminthes; Monogenea; Polystomatidea; Polystomatidae.
UCUGGUCAUCAGUCGCCUCUCACGCCAGUAGUCUGGUCAACCCUCGAAGUCGCUUCUGCCUUGUCUUCGUCUUCGGCUUCAUCUUCAUCUUCAUCUCUGCCCUCUUCCGGCGGUCCGACCGAGUGGACGCCGCCUCGCUUCUCAUCGCUCGGCAACGGCUCGCUCUCGUCCGACGCCUCCUCCACCACUGCUGGCCUCCACAACUUCUGCAUCAGUUCCACUGCCUGCUCUGAGCCCAGCAGACACGCGGAAGCGUCUGUAGGGAGUCGGGUUCAGGAGGCUCUCUUGCCGGCCUGCCUUUCUGGCAGCUUUGUUCCAACUCGCACCUCCACUCCGACUGCCUCUGGCACCAUCACCUCCGCCAAUCUUUCUGCUGUUCCGAUGGCAACAGCCGCAGCUGCCGCUGCUGCUGCCGUGGCCGCCCUGGUCGCGGUGCACGGCCGCCACCCAACUGCCUCUUCCGUCGGGCAGAUGGGCUCUGCUCGACUCCCGGCCGACGCCGACGCAAACGCCGACUCCAGACGUCUUUCUCUACCGCCAUCCGGCUCGACGAACCACUUUUUAUCCUUCCCAUCGGAGGUGUCUCCGUUCGCCUCCGCCUCUGCUUCUGCCUCCGCUUCUGCCUCCGCCUCCUCGCCUUCUUCGCCCAUGUCGCCAUCGCCGUCACCGCCACCGCAACCACCGCCACCCCCGCCAUCAUCUUCUGCACUGGCUGUACCGUCUGGCCGUCCUGCCUGGCUGGUGGCCAGAUCGGCCAACUCUCCCGUCUUUGCCACGUUGCCAGCUCCGCCAUCGACGGACCCCAACCUUGGCGGUCAAUUGCCCAAUUUGGCUUCGCCAUUCGCGCCGGCGGCCCCGGCCACCUUCGAAGGACUUCUUACUUCGAGUCCAGACUCUCUGGCCUGCCCUUCGACUGCAACCGGUGAGGCUUCCGCGAUGACGACUUCGGCGUUCAGUGUGGCCGCUGCCGCCUGUGCCGCCAUGAAUAGUUGUUAUCUGGCCCAUCUUCAGCAACAGCAGCAGCUGCAGCAGCACCAACAACAACCCGACCACUAUCAGGAGCCAACUCAACCUGGAACCACCGAUGUCGUCUCAAGUGAAGCCGGCCGGCUGGAACGGCGACAGCAUCACUUCCAACCGCGACACCAACGGAGCCAACUUUUUGGACUCCAAGCCAAAGCAAGGCGGCAGCAAACGCCGCCUCAGCCUCCUGCACAUCAGCCCGGGCCUGAGGCUAGGUCAUCAGGACCGCCUGGGUGCCAACUUUUGGCCUCGGGACAACCGCCGACCUUCUCGGCCUCUGUGUCAUCCGCAUCUCCUCCGUCCACUACCUCCGGCUCCACUCCGUUGCAUCAAUCUGAAUUUGGCUCGCUUCUCGCAGAGGCCACUGCUGUUGCCACCUACCAACAGCAACAGCAGCAGCAGCAACAACAACAACGACAACAAUCGUCCAAGUAA